AUGAAGGUCUUCUACGCGCCGCUCAUCGUUGCUGCGUUCCUCACACAAUGCACCGUCUUCGCGGACGAGUGCAGCGAUACCACGACAAGUAGUUCGACUACCCAAACAUCGUCGCAAACGGCAUCCUCGACUACGACUGCAACCACCUCAUCGACGACAACGACGUCUGCCGGUAGCGGUGAGAGCCUCGCGGUGGUGGAGCCCGUCAUUAGCUGCUCUGAGUUGGCUUCGGUCGAUCUCACGUCGAUUGGCGGCAGCGGCACCAACAUCACGGAGGCAACGGAGACCGAGGUGGAUGGUGUGUCGUACUGCUACUUGGAGGGUUAUCUGCCUCCCCAAGCCAAGUGGAUACUGCGUCUUCCCAUCGCCACGUGGACGCAGCGUUAUCUACAGGCUGGCUGCGGUGGUUUAUGCGGGCCGGAGAUGGCUGCGCUGUCGGUCGUUGCAGCGGAAGGCUCGGACCAGUACGAGAAUGGGCACUUCGCAAUGGGCACCACGGAUAUGAACGGUGGCACCGACGGUACCUUUGCUCUAAACAAAGAAGCUUUCAUCGACUACGCGUAUCUAGCUGUUCACAACACAGCGGAGCUGUCCAAGGCCUUAAUUAAGAAGUACUAUGGCCAGGAGCAGCAGUAUGCCUACUUCAAUGGAUGCUCGGACGGCGGUCGAGAGGCCGUUAUGACGGCACUACGCUACCCGAACGACUUCAACGGUAUCGUCGCUGGAGCUCCAGCUAUGCUGUGGCAGUUCCAGAACAGCUUCCACCACGCCUGGGACGCCGUCAGUAACCUGGAUGAAAACGAGCAGCCGAUCUUCAAUCCGUCGCGUAUUCCCAUUCUUCAUGACGCCGUGAUCGCUGCAUGUGAUACCUUGGACGGCGUCGAGGAUGGUCUCUUAACGGACCCUCGCAUCUGCAACUUCGAUCCCCGCACGCUUCAAUGCACGGACGACGCCGAUAAUUCGACGUGUUUGACCGCCGCGGAAACCCAAGUGGCCGUGGAUUUCUAUACGGGACCUGUGGACGAGGCCAGUGGGGAGCAUUUGACUGUCGGUGAGAUGCAGUUUGGAUCCGAGACGGCGUGGAUCGGAGUGGGUAUUCCCGCUACGGACGGUGGCAGCGUAGCAAGCGAGUCCAUGGCUUUGGCAACGCUUCGCUAUCUCGUCUUUGAGAAUGCUCCAGGUGCGAACUACACGCUCGCUGACUUCGUCUUCGCCAACUCGACCAUUGAUCUGCUACAACCGCACCAUCCGUUCCUGGAUUCUGUGAGUCCCGAUCUCUCGCCCUUCCACGAGGCCGGCGGCAAACUCAUUCUCUGGCACGGUUGGGCCGACCAACACAUUUCGCCGCGCACGACCAUCCAGUACCACGAGAAGUUGAUCGAAAAUAUGGGUGCUGAUGCUGUGGAAGACUUCAACCGCUUGUACAUUUUCCCAGGUGUGUGGCACUGUGGAGAGGGCGAAGGCAUGGCGUCGUUCGACUUGUUGACCCCAAUGUUGGACUGGGUGGAGUCCGGUUCGGCUCCCCAUGAAAUCAUGACAUCGACGGAGGCGGAUGCCUCGGAGUCAGGAUCGUCCAGCACGGUUUACCGCACGCGUCCAGCGUAUCCGUACCCGUCUGUGGCAAAGUACACUGGUUCUGGUGACGUGAACGACGCUGCGAAUUGGGAGGAGGGCGACGCGCUGUACUCGAACUUGACGGCCUACUGGUUGGGCGUGGACUUCUUCGACGUCUUUACGCCAACCAUGGAGCCGUAAGACAGGUGACUGUCGAGCUGAGAACAGGUAGACUCACGAGCUAUCAUCACUGGUUUGCAUUGCCAUGAAUACAAUAAGUGGAACGAGC
Messenger RNA from Phytophthora nicotianae INRA-310, 1843 nucleotides. RefSeq lists its product as hypothetical. The transcript has a single exon. Bases 1 to 1755 code for a protein of 584 amino acids. The record is from RefSeq and is a predicted model, not a curated record. Lineage: Eukaryota; Oomycota; Peronosporomycetes; Peronosporales; Peronosporaceae.